Messenger RNA from Macrosiphum euphorbiae (potato aphid), 813 nucleotides. NCBI's taxonomy places the organism in Eukaryota, Metazoa, Arthropoda, Insecta, Hemiptera, Aphididae. The record is from the annotation of a GenBank genome assembly.
AUGGAUAUUAGCAGAACUGCAGAAGCUCUGAAUCCCGAAGGGUAUCUGAAAAAAUUUACUGAAUUAAAUGGCGAACGAGACCAUCUAGCUGAGAAAUAUGAGAAUGCCCGUAUAGAGCUUCUUCAUUUGCAAGGUCGUGUGUCCUCAUUAGCUGGAGACUUGAAUCGCAUGAAAACUGAAGAUGAUAAUAAAAUUCCAAUUGCUGUGCACACUUCUGCCGUGAACGAGUGUCGGAGACUUUUCGAAGAACUCAAAUGCCGUUACGAUGACGAACGUGAUACGUUGAUGCGAAGAUUGAUAACUUUUGAAGAGGAGAGGCCUACACUCGACAUCAGGAUCGUUACUCUGACCACCGAAUUAAAUCAACAGCGGUCCAUCAACAAAGCUUUGGAUUUACAGUGCUCGCAGUUAAAAGCGAAAUGUGACGCGUUGGAGAAACACCUGUUCGAUUGUGAGUCGGAGAAGAACACCAACAAGAAACAGUUGGCGGAUGCCAUGGUGUUCCUGCGAGAAACCAUCAACGAACAGGAGGCGCUGUUGCGUCACGCGGCCGGCGAAGGACGGAAUGACGCAUCAGCCGCUGUGUUGAGCGCCUCCAUAAGCGCCCGGGUGAAGGCCCUCACCGAACACCUAAAGUGCGUCGAACAAGGUGCGCAUCAGGAAGUGAACCGUUUGAGCGGCCGCCUGUACGAACAGUCUGCUGAGCUGGAACGAAUGAAGAAGACGUACGAGAAUGAGAUCAACGCACUGAACAACGCCCUUCUCCAGAAGCAGAGCGUUAUAGACUCGAUGGACGCAAACCUGGAGAGAUAG